This is a messenger RNA of Dibothriocephalus latus, 300 nucleotides long. NCBI's taxonomy places the organism in Eukaryota, Metazoa, Platyhelminthes, Cestoda, Diphyllobothriidea, Diphyllobothriidae. The record is from the annotation of a GenBank genome assembly.
CGUUCUAUUUUGCCGUGCAACUCUUCACCGGCGCCUGGCAGGUCCGCUACCAGAGCAUUGACUGGCUCGCCAGCAUUCUCUCCGGUCUCUCCGUCUACCACAAGGACUUUGCGAUUGCAGUCGUCGACAACAUUAUUGAGGAUGUUCGUGUUGGCAUGGAGAUAAACGACCAGACUCUCGCCCAACGAAGGCUCAGCAUGAUAAAGUAUCUGGGUCUGUUGUAUAAUUACAAGCUGGUCGACUCUCCAGUCAUCUUCACCACCCUCUACUCCCUCAUCACCUUCGGUGUGAGUCUGGACU